This is a messenger RNA of Paramecium tetraurelia, 3411 nucleotides long. RefSeq lists its product as uncharacterized. The record is from RefSeq and is a predicted model, not a curated record. The transcript is spliced from 3 exons. NCBI's taxonomy places the organism in Eukaryota, Ciliophora, Oligohymenophorea, Peniculida, Parameciidae.
AUGGAUGCCCUAGCAAAAAUAGCAGCAACAGGAGAGAGAGCCAUUUCUGAACUUAAUAAACAUACAUUAACACAAUGGAAUGGGACUACAACUACAACAAUGAAAUAUAUAAUAGAACGGUUGAAUCUGUGCUUUGAUGAGAUAAAUUUCCAUUUAUAAACGAAAGGGUUGAAUGAUGAAUCCAAUGUAAUCUCAAAGUUAUGCAAUCAUUACAAUCUGAUAUUCCAAAAGGUGGAAGAGAUUAAUCAACGAAAACAUUAGAACCCCCCAGAACUCCCCUUAGAGUAUUGUCAAAGAUCAUUCUCGACUAAUGCAACUUCAAAAACCAUCUUUGGGGGAGCAGAAAUCCAAAGUUUCAGUAUACUUUCCUCUCAGAAGUCUAAAUUCAUAUCUGCAGAAUAAGAAUUCAGAAGUAACAAGCCCAAGUUUAAGAAGAAUGUUUAAUCAAAGGGAACAGAUACUGGUGAAGAUGCCAUGCGAUAUUUAAAUGUGGAAUAUUUAGGUGAAAAAGAGAGGGAAUUAUAAAGAGUGAAAGAGGAGAAUGAGAUGAAUCUUAGAGAAAUAGAGAAGUUUCUUAAGUUUAAAGGGUUGUGGAGUGAAAUACAUGCUAGCAAUGCUCCGUUUAAAUUAUAAGAUCUUGGUAAGACUUUGGAAAGAGAACUCUAGCGAAAUGAAAUAUAUAUUAAUGAGCAAAUUCGAAUUGCUAAUUAGGAGCCAGAAUUCCCACCCAGAGAUAUGAAAUAGGAAAUAAAGGAUAGGGUUGUUGUUGGGGUUCAAAAAUCAACUGCAGAUAGGAUAUUAAAAUAUGCUGAGAGAAAAAUGAAGGAAGAAUUGGAGAAAUUUUAAUUGAAGAAGAAUUCUGGAUUGUAGAUGCACAAGAGGAAAUCACAGAACAUGUAAAGAAUAGAUGAAUUGGAACAUCUAAUUAAUACUAAGAACGAAGAAAUCUUGGAAAAAGAAUCAAAGAUGUCAGCUCUGUUUUCUAAAUUCGAAGAUCAAGAGAAGAAAUUAGUAAAUUUAAUGAUUUAGAUGGAAUAAAUAAAAGCUAAUGAAAAACACAAUAAUACUUUUACUAGUAGUAAAGUAAAUGACAAAUAGAGUCAUGUUGAAAUCUAAGUAAGUAUGAGUGAUCCUAAGAUCUUUAAAUUGGAAUUGCAAUUAAAAGAGAUUGUUGAAGAGAAUUAGAAUAUGAAAGGAGAACUAUAGACUAUUUAUGAAUAGGCAAAAAAUGAUAAAUAAAAGGUUCUGUUACAACCUUAAUUAAUUGAAGAAGUUCUGAUGAUGAUCAUUUAGAGUGAGUUGUAGGCUGAAGGCAAAAUAGAGUUAUUACAAACAUUUUUAUAGUAUCUGAUAGAGAAUUCAGAGAAUGACAUUGCACGAAUGCCACCAAAUGAGUUAUAUAGAACGGUGAGACAAAAAUUGCAAAAUAAUAAUAAUUCAAAUAGAAAUUUGGAAGAAGUCUUAGAGAAGUUUGAAGAGAUGUAAAGUGAUGAUGAAGAUUAUUCACCCAGUUCUAUUAAGAAAACUAAAAAAGUUAAAAAUAAGUAAUAGAAAUCCAAAAAAAUAAUAUUAGAAAGAGCUGAUUCUUAAUUUGAAUAAUCAAUAUCCCCAGAAAAAUCAGAGAAAGUUAUAGGAAUUAGGAAAACAAAAAAUAAAUUUGAAGAUUAAUCAAAUGAAAAUUCAGAAUCUUAAAUUGUAAUAAAUAAUAAUACUAUUAAUGAUAAUAACAAUUCUAUUAGUGCAUUCAAGAAAAAGACUCUAAAUAAAAUUAAUGAAGAAAAUAGCAUUAUAUAAAAAAACUCACCAAGAAAAUAAGAGAUCAUUAGUCCGCCUUCAGGUAAUAGAAAUACUACAAAUAACACAUCUUCUGUUAAACAAAACUAAUCUGAUACCAAGAUUAAUAAAAUCAUUACUAAUUAAACUUCUACUCAAAAUUAAACCUAAUAAUAGUAAUAGUAAACAAUUCAAUAAUAACCAUAAAAUCCCUAAUAAUAGCCUAAAGAAUCAAGUAGAUUUAAAACAGAACAACAAAAAUAAUUAUCAUCCAGUAGACAAUAAGCAAAUAAAAGCAGAGGAUAAAUAGAGUAAAGUAAUCAAAAACCUGUAAUUUAAUCUCAUUCAACAACUUAAUUUACAAAUAAAUAAGUAAGACAAAUUAAGUAGAGACAUUCAAUCAAAGUAGAAUAUGGAGAAGUUGAUUAUGAUGAAAUUGAUGAGGAUGUAGCAAAUAGGGGAGUCCAAGUCAAUUUUGGUAAUCUAUACAUUAAGGCUUCGAUGAUAAACUAAUCAGAAGAUAACACUAAUAUGAUGGGUUCUUAGAUAGGAUUCCAAACUCCUUUGAUGCGAUAAAGUUAUCGAUCACAGGAAGAAAAAGUCACUGCAAAAUUUACUCAGACUGAUGACUUUUUUAUGUGGAAUUUAUUCUAAAAAAUGUAAGUUGAUCUUGGAUUAACAGAGGAUUAAAUAAAAAAGUUGGAAUAAAUAUUUUUGAAUGAAUAAUAAUUUAUACACUAUUAUGAAAAGACUCCCUCUUAAAGGUAAAAGUCAAGGGCAUCUACUAUUAUAGCUGAUUAAACAACCAAGGCCAAAUAAGAUAAAUUUAUUGAUAAUACAAUUAAUGAUAGCAAGAUGACCACCAUGAUAUAAUAGAAAAAUGAAACAACAGAUUCAGAAUAAUAAAAUAGAAGACCAACAAUAUCUAUAAUGAAAACCACUUAACCUCCAAAAGGAUUGGAAUCUCCCAUGAAUUUAGUUGGAAGAUAAAAGAGUCAGGUACUACUCUCAUAUACAAAUGAAAGCAGUCUCAUAUAACCUAAUUAAGGCAGAAGUAUUAGUCAAACUUCAGAUGUUCAUAUUGUGAAUUAUGGAAGUGUUAGUACAGAUACAAUUGCUAAAAAAUAGAAGUAAACAACAAGUCAAAAGAUUUUGGAAGAUAUGUUAAAGAAUAAGACUGGUCUGACAACUCAAUUUGAUGUUGAAACAAAAGAAUAAAAAGAGCAAAAAAUGUAUUUCCAUGUGUUUGGAGAUGAAAUGCAAACUGAUGCUGAUUUUGAGUUAGAAGCUGUAAGGGCCAAUUUAGGAAAACCAUUAGAAGUGAUACAAGAUCAUUUGAAGGAAGAUGCAAUGAAGAAAAUAUAUCAGUAAUUCGUAAAUCGACCAAAGAAUCCUUGGCAAGAUUAACUCUAUAUGAUAAUUUCUCAAUUUGCUAAUAAAUCUCCAUAAUCCAUUACUUACAUUGAUUUCAAAAAGUAUUAUGAAAAUUAUAUGAGGGUACAUAAGAGAUGUGGAGAUGGAUGUAUUCACAUACAAAGAUUUUUAGCCAGGAUUGGAUUUGGAAUAAACUCAAAGAGAAAAGCAUUGAAUAUGAGCAAAUAAAGUGUUUCUCCAUUUGAACUGCCAAAACUAAAAUGA